This is a messenger RNA of Sphenostylis stenocarpa, 981 nucleotides long. NCBI's taxonomy places the organism in Eukaryota, Viridiplantae, Streptophyta, Magnoliopsida, Fabales, Fabaceae. The record is from the annotation of a GenBank genome assembly.
AUGAGGCCAAUUUUGAUGAAAGGUCACGAGAGGCCACUCUCCUUCCUCAAAUACAACAGGGACGGCGAUCUCCUCUUCUCCUGCGCCAAGGACCACAACCCCACCCUCUGGUUUGCCGACAACGGCGAACGCUUGGGCACUUUUCGCGGCCACAACGGCGCUGUUUGGUCAUGCGACGUCUCAAGAGAUUCGGCUCGACUCAUUACGGGAAGUGCGGACCAGAGCGCCAAACUAUGGAACGUCCAAACUGGGCAUCAAUUGUACAGCUUCAAUUUCGAUUCUCCCGCCAGGUCCGUUGAUUUCUCCGUCGGCGAUAAGCUCGCCGUUAUCACCACUGAUCCCUUUAUGGAGUUGCCUUCUGCAAUCCAUGUCAAACGCAUUGCUAACGAUCCAACCCAACAGAUCGGGGAAUCUGUGCUUCUCAUUAAGGGUCCUCAGGGAAGGAUAAAUAGAGCUAUUUGGGGACCCCUCAACACUACCAUUAUUAGUGCCGGCGAAGAUGCUGUUAUUCGCAUUUGGGAUUCUGAGACGGGAAAACUGCUCAAAGAGUCUGACAAGGAAUCUGGCCAUAAAAAGACUGUAACUUCACUUGCUAAGUCUGCAGAUGGUUCACAUUUCCUUACUGGUUCUCUUGAUAAGUCUGCUAGACUUUGGGAUACUAGGUCAUUGACUCUUAUCAAGACCUACGUCACAGAACGCCCAGUCAAUGCAGUUGCAAUGUCACCUCUUCUUGAUCAUGUGGUAAUUGGAGGUGGUCAGGAUGCAUCAGCUGUUACAACUACUGAUCAUCGUGCUGGCAAAUUUGAAGCCAAAUUCUUUGAUAAGAUUCUUCAAGAAGAAAUUGGGGGUGUGAAAGGGCAUUUUGGACCAAUUAAUGCAUUGGCUUUUAACCCUGAUGGAAAAAGUUUUUCAAGUGGAGGUGAAGAUGGUUAUGUACGGUUGCACCACUUCGACGCAGAUUAUUUUGCCAUUAAAAUAUAG